CAUUUUAUACCAUUAUCGAGUAGAGCAAAUAAAACUGGUUAUAAUCGACAUAAACAUCUGGUUGGAUUUGGUGCAUCCCUAGAUAAAUCAUAUUUUAAACUUAAAUUCAUUCAUGUUCUAAAUUUUGGUCUCACAUAUUGUCCAAAUGGUGAUCUUCUUCAACAUAUCACAGAUGCUGGUCAUUUUAAUGAAGAAACUGUACGAUUUUAUGCUGCAGAAUUCGUUGAAGCACUUGAACAAUUACAAAAUCGACAUAUAGUUCAUCGUGAUCUCAAGCCAGAAAAUAUACUUUUAACUGAUGAUAUGCAUAUUCAAUUAACUGAUUUUGGUUCUGGUGUAAUUAUUGACAAUAAUCAAUCUCCUUCUCAAUUAGAUAAUAGCAAAGAUGUAGAUGAAGACAAAAAAUUAUUAAAACGUAAUUCAUUUGUUGGUACUGCUCAAUUUGUAGCACCAGAAAUACUUAAACGUGGUGCUAUUCAUUUUGGAUCUGAUUUGUGGUCAUUAGGUUGUAUUAUUUAUCAAAUGGCUACGGGUAAACAUUUAUUUCGUGGCCAUCAUGAAUAUGAUAUUUACAAUGCUGUUGUACGAGUUUCUUAUAAGUUAUCAGAUGAUUUGCCUAAACUUCUGGGUGAUCUAGUUCAAAAGCUUGUUCGUCUUGAACCAAAUGAACGACUUGGCAGUGAAGAAACAGGUGGUAUGAAAAAACUUAAAGAACAUCCAUUCUUUAGUGAAUUUUCUUAUGAUACGAGAUGGGGUCAUUUAUUAAAUCAACAAUCACCACUUGAAGCAAAAGUGAAACUUAGCUCGAGACCACAACUUAGUGAUGAUGAGGUAAAUAUUUAAAUAAGAACAUACAAAGCAUUUAAAUCCCGCCACAAAUUAACAGACCAUAGCUUUCUAUUGUAGAUUAGGUUUUUUUUUCACUAGAAAAAAUAGUAGUUUUCUUUAAUGGUAUUUUACUCAAAAAUUGGUGUUUUUAGGUGCUAAAAUCCGUUACAUUUUCAAAAAAGAGUUUUGGACAAUCCAUGAUCUUCUAAUAUAGGAUGACCUUUUAUUCUGGAGAGAAGAUAUUAAGAGCGUUUUAAUAAUUGAAAAAACUUUAGUAAUGAAACUAAUUAGCAAUUUUUUCGUAGUUGAAUAUUGAAACCAUUAGCUUGUAUGAUUGAAGAAAAAUCUCUAUUGAAAGAGAUUUCUAUACUGAUUAUGAUUAUUUAAAUCUUUUUGCUAUUUGAUAGUUCGUAGAUUAGAAAAAAAAGGUUGAUUAGUUAGACUAAAUUUCAUAAGAGUAAUUGUUCAAAAUUCUAAUGUAAGCUAAUUCAUUGAUUUGAUAAAUAUUUCUAUUUAAUUCAUUUCAACUCAAAUAUAAAUACAAGAGAUUGUUUAUAAAAAUUAAAUAUAAAAUCUGCGUUAUUGAUUACUUCAUGGGAUAUAUUGAAUAGAGACGAAUUAUAAACAAAUAAAAAUAUAUCAAAAAGUACUGGCUAAAAAUAUAAGAUCAAUGUAUGUUUGAUUUUUUUUUGUUACAAUACCUAGCAUAUAACUUAAAUCCAAAUAGUGGUUUGGAUAGCCAAUGAAGUUCUCUAUCAAAUGCAUGCAUUAUCGAAAUUUCAUAGGUUAAUUACGAGAGAGAAAGGUUUCUGAAAAUUGAAACACGGUAGUUUUCAGGUCUUAUAAAACUGUGUAAAAAUUAGCUUUUAAGAGUACCAUCUUUAAGAGCACAAAAUCCAAAAUAAAAUGAGGAAUUGCCGCAUUUUCUACGAAUUUCCUGUGAAAGGUUAUAAGCAUUUUAAAAAAAAAUGAAAUUUAUCACAGCAUUACUGAAAAACGCAUAUUUUGUGUUUUUUAUGAUGGUUAUAGCUUUUUACGGGAAGAUCAUGAAAAAUGCGGUAAUUUCUCAUUUUCUUCAGAAUUUCGCGCUCUUUAGGUUGAUACACAUAAAAUCUAAUUUUCACAUAGUCUUCUAGGACCUGAAAACUAAUGUAUUUGAUUUUUCAGAAACCUUUCUCUCAUAAUGCAUUUAUGAAAUUUCGGUAUUGGAAUGCAUUUCAUAGAAGCCUUUAUUGGCUAUCUAAAUCACUAUGUGGAUUGAAGUUAAAUAUUUGGUAUCAUAGAAAAAGAAUAAAAAACACGUUGGCCUUAUAUUUUGGGCCAAUACUGGAAACUAUGCAGUCAUUUGAUUAUAUGUAUAAUUUUGUAAGGUCUAUUUUUAGACAUAUCGAUAACAUUAAUAUUAUUGCCGUUUUCAAAAAGCAAUGGAUGUGGCUAUUUUUCGAAUAAAUAGAGAAUAACGAAAUUUCAUUGAUCAGUACUCUAUCAAUCAGGUGAGUUCUUAACAGAGAUUGUAA
Molecule: messenger RNA, 2345 nt
Organism: Rotaria sordida
Lineage: Eukaryota; Metazoa; Rotifera; Eurotatoria; Philodinida; Philodinidae
Source: the annotation of a GenBank genome assembly